This is a messenger RNA of Varanus komodoensis (Komodo dragon), 1612 nucleotides long. Its product is annotated as apolipoprotein L6-like. Gene Ontology annotation, molecular function: lipid binding. The record is from RefSeq and is a predicted model, not a curated record. The transcript has 3 exons. Gene Ontology annotation, cellular component: extracellular region; membrane. Lineage: Eukaryota; Metazoa; Chordata; Lepidosauria; Squamata; Varanidae. Bases 91 to 1197 code for a protein of 368 amino acids. Gene Ontology annotation, biological process: lipoprotein metabolic process; lipid transport.
GCGAUGGCGUCAUUAUGCCGCGACUCCAGAACUGUCGUAAAAGAUGCGUUUCGGCAGUGACACGUAGAGGAGUUAGAAGCCUUCCCAGUCAUGGAGUUAUCGUGGCUCUUGAGCUUGCUGAUCCUCUUGCUGCUACUCGUCAAUUUAGUUUUAAUUUAUCUCCUCAUAUGGGGGACUCCUCGACUGACAAGCGGGCGCUCCGCGCGAAAUGAACGAGCCGCCGAGACCUCGACUUCGCGGGGGGAACUCGCCCUGAUCGCGGAGGAAAAAGCUACAGGAGCCGAGCAUGAUGCGGAGAAGAAGAGAACCAAGAAGGAACAAGUUGGUGUAAAUUGUACCAUCUUUCUAGACACAUUUCCUGCCAAGAAAGAAAUAAUUCAACAGUGCAUUUCAAGCCUUCGGGAAAUGGCAGACUGCAUUGAUGAGACCCAUAAAAACUGUGCCAUUGCCACUGUUGCUGUGAACAUUACAAGCACUUCAUCUGAGAUCUUGAAAAUGGUGUCCCAGUUCUUGGCCCCUUCCUCAGCAACUGGGAGUUUACACACAGCUAUCGCUGGGAUUAGUUUAGAGAUGGUUGCCAAAAUUACAGAUGUUUCUACUGCUCUAUUUAAAAGUGAUUAUGAUUCCAAGAAAAAGAAAAAUGUGGAAGAUAAGAUGAAGGAAGUUGACAUGGCCUUAAGAACACUGAUGAACUCUGAUGAAAUUCAAUUCAAUUCUGAAUUGCCCAUAGCUAGAGGGGAAAAUCUCAAUUCUGCUCUUGCACUUCCUGACUUGCUUCAGGCUGGGGAGGGCUUUAAAACAAACAUAAGUGCACUGAAUAAACAUAUAAAGGCACUUAAUUGCAUCCGAAGGAAUCCUGAGUUAAAGGAUUUAGCCAUGAAAGUUGCUGCAGGAGACAGCAGCGAAAACGCAGACAAUAAGGAAGUUGAAAAAUUUGAAGAAAACUUUGCUGGAACUCCCCUGGGGUUGACCAAAGAUGAUAAACUGAAGAAUGCUGCAUGGUCUAUAUGUGUUCUCAUGGGAACUAUCAAGAACACUGUUGAUUCAGUCACACAAAUGAGAGAGGGAAUCAAAGCAGAAAUGGCAGUCAAUAUCAGAAGCAAGGCUAACCAGCUAGACAAGAUACUGCAGAACCUGGAGAGGUUCUAUGAAGAAAUGAAAGCUGAGGACCACUCAGUCAAGCUAAAGUCUACAUAAACUGGCAUCUUGUGGUUUACAAUGGCUGUCCAGAUGUUCCCAGGAAAUUGCUAGGCAGGAGUGAAGCAGUACCCCUGCUCUAUUCUUCUUUAAGACUUAAAGGGUGAUGAAUAUGUUUUAUUUCUACAGAGAAGCAUUUACUCAAGCAAAGACUGUCAUGUUAUUGAUCUGUCUUGUAAAUAUCUCAUUACCCCACCCCAAUUUUAGUGUAUAUUCAGUAGUGUUUUUUCUCCUAUCCUGAUUCUUUGGGCAUUUAUGCCACUGUAACAGGGUGCCUCUUCUCUGAAGGAAUCCUGGGAACUGUAGUUUUCAGAGGUGCUGAUUUUUUUUGGCGGGGGAAGCAUAUUUUAUAUGCUUUUCUGGAGGAAUGGUGGUUAUUGGGAAUAGAGUUAGGGUAGUGCAUAGCAUUAGUACA